AGCCGCGCCGACACCCGUCAUAUCGCGCGCCACCUUCCUUCGGGCGGCCGUGUCCCGUUCCCGCGCGCCGCCACAAACUUAAACUCGCUUUCUGCCGCUCAAAACCUGUUUGAAACAAAAAAUAUCUCGAUUAUAACUUAACUGCAGGACUCGAUUUACUUCCUAAUGACCAUUAAUGUACUUUCUAAGAGAGUUGACAUCAUGUUUCAGUGAUAACUUCGACAAACUUGAACAAAGUUAACAACUAUUGGUGUUGUUGUGUAAGCUCGCAGGCAUGACUGAACGAAGCUCGCGCUAAACCGGUCCCUUAAUCAAGAGGCCGAAAGUUCAUUUCUCUGGACGGGACGAGAAUGCGCCUCGAUGUUUAAGAAAAGUAGCAAAGGGCGGUGCGUGCUAGUGAUCAAGGCCCGCGGCUGGAAACGCAUGCCCAUGAAGCUACUGAAGUGGGGCCGCAAGAUGCCGUCCACCAAGCAGUACAACCCGGUGCCGAAUGACGAGUACGACACCCGCAUCCCGCUGCACCCGGACGAGGCCUUCACCUACGGCAUCAAGUUCCAAGCCAAGUACAUUGGGACCAUGGAUGUGCCCCGGCCGUCAAGUCGCGUUGAAAUAGUUGCCGCCAUGCGUCGUGUACGCUACGAGUUCAAAGCUAAGGGUGUAAAGAAGCGAAAAGUAACUAUUGAAGUAUCGACGGAUGGAGUAAGGGUAUCGACGCGGAAAAAGCCCAAGCCUAAAAAGAAAGGUUCGAAACUGUUCAGCCGCGGCAGCAAGAGCAGUGACGCGAGCAUCGAGAGCAUCGACAUCAUGCACCACCCCAUCUACCGCAUCUUCUACGUGUCACACGACAGCUCCGAUCUCAAGAUCUUCUCUUACAUCGCGAGGGACGGAGCCACCAACCUCUUCAAGUGCAAUGUCUUCAAAAGCAACAGAAAGAGCCAAGCCAUGCGGAUCGUGCGUACCGUGGGGCAGGCGUUCGAGGUGUGCCACAAGAUGCAGAUCAACACCCCCGAGCAGGCGGCUGCCUCCACGUCCUCGGCCGCUGAUGACCUCGCCUACUCCGACCGCGCCAGCGACCAACCGCCUACCAAAGAAGCGGUUUCCGAUUGCGGUGCUUCAGAGGCUAGCGUGGCGUCCACAUCGAAGGUGGUGGUCGAAGCGGUGCCGGAAAACAAGGAGAACACCAGGCCGACGCACUUAGAGCUGCUCCCACCUCCUCCCAGGAAGACUGAACGUCGGACAACACCCCAGCGACCGCCGGAGCCGACACCGGUCGCCGUGGUGAACCUGCCGUGGCCGGAUCCUGAGGAGCCGGUGGCGGGUGACCCGGUGCCGGCCGACGCGGGCACGCCGCCGGCCGCGCCGCUCAGCGCGCAACACCGAGUGCAGUUGCUGGAGGAGCGGCUCGAGAAUCAAACCCAGCAGACUCGCGCGGCCGUCGCGCAGCUCUUCCUUCUGCGCGAUCAACUCGCCGCCGAACAAUCCGCGCGAUGCGAAGCUCAAGCGCGCACACACCAGCUGCUGGCACAUAACAAGGAGCUGCUAGAGCACAUCGCGGCGCUCGUGGCGCACCUGCAGGAGCGCGAGCGUGGCUCCUCCAAGCCGAUCAACGCGCAGCAACUCACUCUGCUACCGCAGAAGGGUGGCGCAGAGAAGAGAACCACACGCGUUUGCAACGGCAACGCGAACAACGGCCAGACCAGCGUCGACUCGCUCAUCGAUCUAAUCAGCCACACCAAAAUUACUCAGAAUGUUGACAACAACAACGACACUGUCGUCUCGGCCUUCAGCAGUCCGGGAUCACCCCCGAGCUUCGGGAACAUGACCAACGAGCAAAUACAAAACUAUCUCAUAGCUAAAUUCCAAAACGUCAACACCGACGGCACUGCUGGAUCCCCAAUCAAUAAUAACAAUGGAACUCUCAAACACAGCCCGUUCUACCAGAAUCGUAACGCUUUUCCCAACGUCCCACCCGUCAUCGAUAACUUCAAUAAUGGCGAUAUCGGGGACUUACUCAACAUAGAGCCAUACUCCAUACACAUAGGUGAAAACAACCUGGAGCAAGCAAUGAGCGUAGGGCAGUCGGAAGUGUCGCUAUACAGCGCUAGCCAAGCCACGACAUCCAAAGAUUCGACGCCUGAUGCUUGUAGUUCAGAUGACGGCGUUCCGUUUAUCAUGCCCUUGUCGCACAACGGGACGCUGACUGCAACAGGAGAAGACGGGCGCGUGAGGCUGAUCGUGCCGGUGAGCCCGUCGGGCAGCACUUCUGACGUCCCGGAGAUGCGGGCCGAGACAACUCCCCAGGGGAACACCCUGACAGUGCCCGGGGCGUCAGUCGCAUACGCCGCUCCCAUCACUCGCUCCACCAGCGAAAAAGUACCGAAUCACAGCCAUAUGAUGACGGCUCUCCGGCAACAAUGGACCAGGCACACUACUAAGUAAAUUAACAAAAUCCUACGAACAACAAAUGACUUAGGUAGUUUUAUAUGAUACGCGAUUGCGUCUAAACUCAUUCUAGUCAAAUUAUUGAUGAUGUAAUAACCAAAAAUAUACUUUUAAUAAGCUGUGAUUAUUGAUAUUAG
Molecule: messenger RNA, 2579 nt
Organism: Cydia amplana
Lineage: Eukaryota; Metazoa; Arthropoda; Insecta; Lepidoptera; Tortricidae
Product: carboxyl-terminal PDZ ligand of neuronal nitric oxide synthase protein
Exons: 10
Coding region: 361-2439 (692 amino acids)
Molecular function (GO): nitric-oxide synthase binding
Source: RefSeq, a predicted model, not a curated record